This is a messenger RNA of Lepus europaeus (European hare), 3612 nucleotides long. RefSeq names its product adenosylhomocysteinase like 1 (gene AHCYL1). Gene Ontology annotation, biological process: L-methionine cycle. Lineage: Eukaryota; Metazoa; Chordata; Mammalia; Lagomorpha; Leporidae. The record is from RefSeq and is a predicted model, not a curated record. Gene Ontology annotation, cellular component: cytosol. The transcript has 17 exons. The coding region runs from base 45 to 1637 and encodes 530 amino acids.
GAGGCGGGGGCGGCGGGACGGCCGCAGGCCUGGCCGGCCGGGGGAUGUCUAUGCCUGACGCGAUGCCGCUGCCCGGGGUCGGGGAGGAGCUGAAGCAGGCCAAGGAGAUCGAGGACGCCGAGAAGUACUCGUUCAUGGCCACCGUCACCAAGGCGCCCAAGAAGCAAAUCCAGUUUGCUGAUGACAUGCAGGAGUUCACCAAAUUCCCUACCAAGACUGGCCGGAGAUCUUUGUCUCGCUCCAUCUCUCAGUCCUCCACUGACAGCUACAGCUCAGCUGCAUCCUACACAGACAGCUCUGAUGAUGAGGUCUCCCCCCGGGAGAAACAGCAAACAAACUCCAAGGGCAGCAGCAACUUCUGUGUGAAGAACAUCAAGCAGGCAGAAUUCGGACGCCGAGAGAUCGAGAUUGCGGAGCAAGACAUGUCUGCUCUGAUUUCACUCAGGAAACGUGCUCAGGGGGAGAAGCCCUUGGCUGGUGCUAAAAUAGUGGGCUGUACACACAUCACGGCCCAGACAGCGGUGUUGAUCGAGACGCUGUGUGCCCUGGGGGCCCAGUGCCGCUGGUCUGCCUGCAACAUCUACUCAACUCAGAAUGAAGUGGCUGCAGCACUGGCUGAGGCUGGAGUCGCAGUGUUUGCUUGGAAGGGCGAGUCGGAAGAUGACUUUUGGUGGUGCAUUGACCGCUGUGUGAACAUGGAUGGGUGGCAGGCCAACAUGAUCCUGGAUGAUGGGGGAGACUUAACCCACUGGGUUUAUAAGAAGUAUCCAAACGUGUUUAAGAAGAUCCGAGGCAUUGUGGAAGAGAGCGUGACUGGUGUUCACAGGCUGUAUCAGCUCUCCAAAGCUGGGAAGCUCUGUGUUCCAGCCAUGAAUGUCAAUGAUUCUGUUACCAAACAGAAAUUUGAUAACUUGUACUGCUGCCGCGAAUCCAUUCUGGAUGGCCUGAAGAGGACCACAGAUGUGAUGUUUGGUGGGAAACAAGUGGUGGUGUGUGGCUAUGGUGAGGUGGGAAAGGGCUGCUGUGCUGCUCUCAAGGCCCUUGGAGCGAUUGUCUACAUCACAGAAAUCGACCCCAUCUGCGCCCUGCAGGCCUGCAUGGAUGGGUUCAGGGUGGUAAAGCUAAAUGAAGUCAUCCGGCAAGUUGACGUCGUAAUAACUUGUACAGGAAACAAGAAUGUGGUGACGCGGGAGCACUUGGACCGCAUGAAAAACAGCUGCAUCGUGUGCAAUAUGGGCCACUCCAACACGGAGAUCGACGUGACCAGCCUCCGCACUCCGGAGCUGACGUGGGAGCGAGUGCGUUCCCAGGUGGACCAUGUCAUCUGGCCGGAUGGCAAACGCGUCGUCCUCCUGGCAGAGGGUCGUCUGCUCAAUUUGAGCUGCUCCACAGUCCCCACCUUUGUUCUGUCCAUCACAGCUACGACACAGGCUCUGGCACUGAUAGAACUCUAUAAUGCACCUGAGGGCCGAUACAAGCAGGACGUGUACUUGCUUCCCAAGAAAAUGGAUGAGUACGUUGCCAGCUUGCACCUGCCAUCAUUUGAUGCCCACCUGACAGAGCUGACAGAUGACCAAGCUAAAUAUCUGGGACUCAACAAAAACGGGCCAUUCAAACCCAACUACUACAGAUACUAACGGACCAAUGACCUGUCCACGUGACCCAUUCAACUCUGAAAGAAAUAUUUUUUAAGAUGACUCUUAUUUUACUCUUUUUCCUUCUCUAUUGAUUUUUUUCCCUAUCAUUUCAUUCUCAUGUUUUCAUCUCAUUAUCCAAGUUCUGCAGACCACACGGGAACUUGCUUCAUGGCUCUUUAGAUGAAACUGAGGUUCGAGGUUCUUCACCCUCGUCACUAAGAAAGCUUUUACUUUCCCAUCCCAGAAAGGUGGUUCUCCCUUUACCAUUUCUGGGGACUCCCGUCUUAAUUAGGUACCUUACUAACAGGAAAUACUAAGGUACCUUGUAUGUGGAACAAUCUGCAAUGUCUAAAUUGCCUUAAAAGAGCCCGUUUCUUAGCUGCUGAAAUCAGUGCUCUUUCACUUCCUCAGAGGAGCAGGGAUGCUGCCUGCCAGUCGGUAGGCUAGGUGCAGGUGGUGCAUGUUAAUUUCCCUUAGAAGUCCCAAAUCUUGUUUCCUGUGUGAAGGUGGUUUGUCUGGUUCCGAGAUGUGCUAUUAGUGAGUGUUGCUUGUUGGAAUCCACUCGGCCCACUUGGAUUUAGAGUGCAGCCAUUCCGUCACUCCUGCCUCACUCUCAUUUAGCUAAUUCUUAACUAGACUACAUUCUGUUAAGUUGGAUUUUUGUCCCUUAGCAUUUAUUUGUGUUGUAUUAAAAAUAAUAAGGAAACUUCUUAGUGUUAACACUGAGGAACUACUUGGGGGGUUAGUUGUUACCAGUUUCUUUUUUGAAUCUUUGGAGCCAAGAGUACAGAGGUGAGUCCAGAGACAUGCUAGUCUCAAACUUGAAGUCCCUCUGUUCCUAGCCCAUGGUUUAUAGCACCAGUGAACUGGAGCCAUAACAGCAACUUCUCUCAGCUCUGCCCCCUACAGCUUGCGCUGAAGGCAAACUUCUUGAGCCAUUACUCAGUGUAAAGCACUGAGCUUUAUCUUUAGGAUUUAUCUUUUAAGAGCAAAUUGCUGGCCUGCUGAGCUUCUGUAACCUAAACUAUUUCAAGGGAGGUAGGCGUGGCUGUUGAAGGGAAGAAUGACAGACUGGGUCAGGUGAGAGAGAUCUAGCUCUGUGUAACUCUCCUAGGGCCCUAGGCGCUCAAUGGUGUGAGCUUCACAGAGGUGAACCAAGUCAAAUCUUAAAGUGGAGAGAAAGGAUUCCGUGCGUCCUGGCUCAUGUUCCGGAAGAAUCUUCAGAGAGCGCUGUCCAAGGUCAGAGACGCGUUCCCGUGCCAUGCGCCCGCUUCCCAGCAUUUCUGCAUGGUCCAGUGAGCUUUAAGUAUAUAUCUUUAACCCAGGAUUUGAAGUCCUCAAUGUGUUCUAGCUUGUGAUCCUUCAAAGUUGGGUCAUGCGUUAGUGCUAGAUAGUAGAAGUUUUCACUUCUCUCUUUCCACCGAUCAGAGAAACAGACAUUAAAAACAGGAAUAUACAAAAGGAAAGCCUUCGCCUGCCACUUGCCAGCAGGGGACAGUUAUCUUGCCAAAACAUUUUUCCCUUUCCCCUCCCAUUUCUCCCCUCCCAGGCCCUUCUCACUCCUUGCCAGUGUGACCAUGCUUUCUUCUCUGUAGAUGCUGACAGUGGAAGCCCUAUUUCCUAGGGCACUGAAGCAGCCAAUCAGAAUACACACCCAUUAGGGGAGGUAACCUGGCCAACAGUGUAUCCAUUGCAUCAGCUCUGCUGGAGGGAGGGGCGCAGAGCCCACUGCCCUCUGGCCUGCCCCCUUCCCAUUUCUAUUACUGUGUCCAUAGGAAUAAUAGGUAAGGGCUCCGUCUCUGUCAAGCCGUGUCACAAAGGACACUGUGGAAAAUGUAUGGCAUCAGAGGGAGCGUGUGGCGAGCACCCUGGGAGGAACAAGUUCAUUUUGUAUUGAAUGAUUUUUAAUGAAUGCAAUAUUAAUCCUUGCAGAUGAGCAAUAAUCAUUAAAGUCAAUUAAAAUGAUGAGACCUUA